AUGGGCGAGUGGGUGGUCAACAAGAGAAUCGCCAGGUGGCCGAUCGAUUGGUGGCCGGGUGGGCGAGUGGGUGCUUCAUGGAUGGAUGAGGUGAUCGGUGGAUGGACAGGUGAGCGAUCAAUGGUCAGCGACCAGUGGAUGGACGAGUUGUGA
Brugia malayi is the source of this 153-nucleotide messenger RNA. RefSeq lists its product as uncharacterized. The record is from RefSeq and is a predicted model, not a curated record. The coding region runs from base 1 to 153 and encodes 50 amino acids. NCBI's taxonomy places the organism in Eukaryota, Metazoa, Nematoda, Chromadorea, Rhabditida, Onchocercidae. The transcript is spliced from 2 exons.